Hyposmocoma kahamanoa is the source of this 1071-nucleotide messenger RNA. It is a transcript of the gene mRpL44, whose product is annotated as 39S ribosomal protein L44, mitochondrial. Gene Ontology annotation, biological process: RNA processing. Gene Ontology annotation, molecular function: ribonuclease III activity; double-stranded RNA binding. The transcript is spliced from 6 exons. Lineage: Eukaryota; Metazoa; Arthropoda; Insecta; Lepidoptera; Cosmopterigidae. The coding region runs from base 87 to 1055 and encodes 322 amino acids. The record is from RefSeq and is a predicted model, not a curated record.
UCUAAGAUAGAAUGUUUUGAUUUUGUAUCGUAAAAUGUUGCAUUUUUAAUAGAAAUUCUGUAAGUAAGUUAUAAGUAACUUACACAAUGGCUUUAAUUAGACGAUGCAUGCCACUCGUCACCAAAACUUUGAAGCUAACACCUUUAACUGUACAAGCACAAAAAAUUCAUCGUUAUGUGGCGCCUACCUUGAUGCUGCUGAAGUUGCGCGAAAAGAAGCAAGGUGGUAAAGUUGUAAAGCCUAGAAACACAUUUCUAGAAUGGAAUUUAGAGGCUGAACUAUAUGCGUUUAGAAAGCGUUUAAAUGAAGAUUUCGACGCUGAUUUAUUACUACAAGCCUUUACAGAUAGAUCUUAUGUCAUAAAGGAAGAAAUGAAGCAGAAAGAAAUGGAUAUUGAUAUUAAAAUGAAAGACAGUAGAGAACUUGCAGAGGAAGGUGAAAAGUUCAUGAAGGAGUACAUUCAACUGUACCUAGAAGUGGUACUGCCAAAGUUUCCACUGGAAGGAAUAUCUGGCAUCAAACAACACCUCCUCAGUGAGGCUACAUUGGCUCAUGUCUCGACACAUCUCGGUACUAAAGACAUUAUUCUAGCUGCUGAAUAUCCGGUAGAUAGCAGUAUUCUAGCAAACACACUGAAGGCUAUUAUCGGUGCGCUAAUCCAGUCCUCGGGGGAAGAACCUGCGGCGCAUUUUAUCAGAGACUUCAUUGUCACGCAAUUGCAAGGCCAAGACAUAAACGAAUACUGGCACAUCGAAGACCCUUUCUCGAUGCUAACUGGGUUACUAAAGAAAGAAGACGCCGAAAUCGAACCACGGCUCAUCGGUGAAGUAGGGAAACACACGCUGCUAGCUUGCUACAGGGUUGGUCUUUAUGUUGAUAAGCAGAUGAUUUCUUCAGGUUUUGGUGAAACAGUAUCCACAGCCAAAGAGAUGGCAGCAAGAGAAGCAUUGAAGAAAAUAUUUGGCACCGAAGAUAGCAUGAAACCAAUCAGUUUCCAACUGCAAGGCGUUCCGAAACCAGUCUCGCAGGCGCGAUACCAAAUAUCCUCCAGUUGAAAUUGUUCUAUUGUAG